CGUGUGUGUGCAUGAGUGAGUGAGUGAGAGGAGGGGUCUCUCUCUCUCUCUCUCUUUCUCAGAGCUCAGUUAAUCCUGCUGUCAGUUGGUGUUAAGGCAGCGAUCUAAGCGCUGGAUUCCAAGAGAAAGAGACACACAGCAUAAUAGAAAGAAGAGAGGACCAAAAAGAGGGGCAGAAAAGAAAAGAAGAACAGAGGACCAAAGAAGAAGGAAGGAAGGAAGGAAGGAACCAGAAGGGGGGAAAUACCAAAUCUAUGCUUGGACCUGGGCUUCUUUCUCGCCAAUGCAAAAGGGAAUAUGCAGCACAUUUUUGCCUUCUUCUGCACCAGUUUCCUAGGGGCAGUGUUGGGGGUCAAUUUCCCCAGCAACAUCCAGAUCGGGGGAUUAUUUCCUACUCAACAAUCCCAGGAACAUGCAGCUUUUAUGUUUGCAUUAUCUCAGUUCACAGAGCCCCCCAAGCUGGCUCCCCAGAUCGAUAUUGUGAAUAUUAGCGACAGCUUUGAAAUGACCUACACCUUUUGUUCACAGUUCUCCAAGGGUGUCUAUGCUAUCUUUGGCUUUUAUGAGAGGAGGACUGUCAACAUGCUCACAUCCUUCUGUGGGGCACUCCACGUCUGCUUUGUAACACCCAGCUUCCCUGUUGACACAUCCAAUCAAUUUGUUCUUCAGCUGCGGCCAGAACUGCAGGACGCCCUCAUCAGUGUUAUAGAAUAUUACAAGUGCCAGAAAUUUAUGUACAUUUAUGAUGCUGACCGGGGUUUGUCAGUGCUUCAAAAAGUCUUGGAUACGGCUGCAGAGAAAAACUGGCAGGUGACUGCUGUCAAUAUCAUGACAACGACAGAAGAAGACUACAAGUCACUCUUCCAGAAUCUGGAGAAGAAGAAAGAACGGGUCGUGGUGGUGGACUGUGAAUCUGAGCGGCUAAAUGCUAUCUUGGGCAAGAUCAUCAAGCUUGGAAAAAAUGGAAUUGGAUACCAUUAUAUUCUUGCAACUUUGGGCUUCAUGGAUAUUGAUCUGGGAAAAUUCAAGGAAAGUGGAGCAAAUGUGACGGGAUUCCAGUUGGUGAAUUAUACAGACACCAUCCCAGCCAGGAUCAUGCAGCAGUGGAAGAGCAAUGAUGCCAGAGAACAACCUCGUGUGGACUGGAAGAGGCCAAAGUACACAUCUGCUCUUACGUACGAUGGGGUUCGGGUAAUGGCAGAAGCUUUUCAGAGUCUCAGGAAACAGCGAAUUGACAUCUCACGUCGUGGGAAUGCUGGAGAUUGCCUAGCCAAUCCAGCUGUUCCAUGGGGACAAGGGAUUGACAUCCAGAGAGCUCUACAACAGGUGCGUUUUGAAGGACUGACAGGUAAUGUCCAGUUUAAUGAGAAAGGACACCGGACUAAUUACACCCUUCAUGUGAUUGAAAUGAAACACGAUGGGAUCAGAAAGAUUGGAUAUUGGAAUGAAGAUGAAAAACUUGUUCCAACAGUCACAGAUCAAGCAGGUGCAAACGAGACAACAACUCUCCAGAACAGGACCUACAUUGUUACAACUAUUCUAGAAUCCCCAUAUGUGAUGCAGAAGAAGACGAAUGAACCAUUGGAAGGAAAUCUCAGGUACGAAGGAUAUUGUGUCGAGUUGGCUGCUGAGAUUGCGAAACACGUUGGCUACAACUACAGCUUGCAGAUUGUUGCUGAUGGGAAGUAUGGCGCCCGGGAUCCUGAGAGUAAAUUAUGGAAUGGCAUGGUCGGUGAGCUAGUCUAUGGAAGAGCUGAUGUGGCUGUUGCGCCAUUAACCAUCACUCUAGUGCGAGAGGAAGUGAUAGACUUUUCCAAACCAUUUAUGAGCCUGGGCAUAUCUAUCAUGAUUAAAAAACCACAAAAGUCCAAGCCUGGGGUCUUUUCCUUCCUGGAUCCCUUAGCUUAUGAGAUUUGGAUGUGUAUUGUUUUUGCUUACAUUGGAGUAAGUGUUGUCCUCUUUCUGGUCAGUCGCUUCAGCCCUUAUGAGUGGCAUAAUGAGGAGCUUGAAGAAGGACGUGACCAGCCAGCCAACGACCAAACCAAUGAAUUUGGGAUAUUUAACAGUCUCUGGUUCUCCUUGGGAGCGUUUAUGCAACAAGGAUGUGAUAUAUCUCCAAGAUCCCUAUCUGGACGCAUUGUUGGUGGGGUCUGGUGGUUUUUCACCCUGAUCAUCAUAUCGUCUUACACAGCCAAUCUAGCUGCGUUCUUAACAGUAGAAAGAAUGGUGUCUCCCAUAGAGAGUGCAGAAGACUUGGCCAAGCAAACAGAGAUUGCUUACGGGACUCUUGAUGCUGGUUCUACUAAAGAAUUCUUUAGGAGAUCUAAAAUAGCGGUUUUUGAGAAGAUGUGGACGUACAUGAAGUCAGCUGAGCCCUCUGUUUUCGUGCCGACAACAGAAGAGGGGAUGAAGCGUGUGAGGAGAUCCAAAGGGAAGUAUGCCUACCUGCUAGAGUCCACCAUGAAUGAGUACAUUGAGCAGAGAAAGCCAUGUGACACCAUGAAGGUGGGAGGUAACUUGGAUUCCAAAGGCUAUGGCAUUGCAACGCCAAAAGGUUCGCCACUGAGAGGUCCCGUAAACCUAGCGGUUUUGAAACUCAGUGAGCAAGGCGUCUUAGACAAGCUGAAAAGCAAAUGGUGGUACGAUAAAGGGGAGUGUGGAAGCAAAGACUCCGGAAGUAAGGACAAAACAAGUGCUUUGAGUCUCAGCAAUGUGGCCGGUGUUUUCUACAUCCUCAUCGGAGGGCUUGGACUAGCCAUGCUGGUUGCCUUAAUCGAGUUUUGUUACAAGUCCAGAAGUGAAUCAAAACGGAUGAAGGGUUUUUGUUUGAUCCCACAGCAAUCAAUCAAUGAAGCCAUACGGACAUCAACCCUCCCCAGAGCAUCUGCAGCAGGAACCAGCAGUGGAGAAAACGGACGGGUGGUGAGCCACGAUUUCCCCCAAACCAUGCAGGAGAUUCCAUGCAUGGGUCACAACUCUGGCAUGCCCCUGGGAGCAACGGGAUUAUAAUUGCCCUUGACGGAUCUUCUGGUAAAUCCAUAGGCAGAAGAAAGUACAACCUGUACUGCAAUAAGGAGAGGGCAACUGGACUGAACAGAAUUUGAAGACAUCCCUGAGUACACGGUUACAGGAACACUGAGGAAGACAGCGCCAUUUUGUUUUUAACUUGGUUGUUAAUAAGUUCUUAGUGUGUGCAAUAUAUAUUUUUCUUACUAAUUCCCGUGAUGUCAGGGUAAAUACCAGCCCUGCCCUGCUCAACAGUUUAAAAAUCAGGUUUAGUUUGGGAUGCAAACCAUAAACGUCUGCGCUACUAACAGUGAAAGGAAAAACAAACAAAACCAAUCCUUUGAGACAACAGGACUCUACUGUGCUUUAAAGUUGUUGAGACAAGGCUGAGUAGGCCAUUGAACGUGUUCUCCAUUCCACUGUCAAAUGAAGGACUUUUAGGACAGUUGAAAGAGAAGCCUAACAUGGAGAAAGGAAAAGGAAGACUUCUGAAAUGGAGGCCAAUUGUAGUAUCUGGAUUUAGAAGAGCCCAGGUGGACAGAGGUUAAUGUGAUCUUUAUUCCAGAGCUUGAAAGUGGUUAUUUGAAUUGAAAGUGUUGUCAAUGUGGGAAAUAUAUGAGUUCCCAGAAUGUGCUCUUGGCAGGCUACCAAAUGGAUAGGUUAGCAACUACCUAAAACCAUGGCUGUUUCCUACAUAUGGAAAGAAAAUGCAAAAUAUAUAUUUAUUACAUAUCCUCCCUGCCUGCCUCCUCAAAAGUAAAGAGGCAAUUAUCAGCCAUUUCUUCAUUCCUGCACUUCUGUAAGGUUUCCUUUCUAUGGUGAUCUUUGAGUAGAGAACCAUUUAUCACCAGUUAAUCAGACAUCAGAGCUGUUUUGUAUACAUCUUGCUUUUUGGUCCAUGAGGGCCAUACCUGGUGGACAUUCCAUAGAGUAACUGGGCCACAUUAGGUUUACUAUGACAAGAAAAUCAAUCAAUCAAUACUUCAUUGAAUGAUACCAACAAGGAAGGGCAUUCACCUAAAUACAGCCUUCCACACAAUUUGUUUGCAGCUGGCCCCAAUUUUCAAAAUAAAAUAAAAAAAUAAAAAUAAAAUGAGUUUCAGGAAUCAAGUCUUGGCCAGCAGUAUCAUUUGCAGAAAAGCCAAUAGACAUGGUUUCCAUCUCAUCCAUCAACAUGAGGGGAAUCGGAACAUGCAGAAAAGACCAGCUGGUACCCUGCUUGCUACUGAAA
Molecule: messenger RNA, 4237 nt
Organism: Elgaria multicarinata webbii
Lineage: Eukaryota; Metazoa; Chordata; Lepidosauria; Squamata; Anguidae
Gene: GRIA1
Product: glutamate ionotropic receptor AMPA type subunit 1
Exons: 17
Coding region: 298-3009 (903 amino acids)
Biological process (GO): monoatomic ion transport; modulation of chemical synaptic transmission; synaptic transmission, glutamatergic
Cellular component (GO): AMPA glutamate receptor complex; postsynaptic density membrane; plasma membrane
Molecular function (GO): AMPA glutamate receptor activity; transmitter-gated monoatomic ion channel activity involved in regulation of postsynaptic membrane potential
Source: RefSeq, a predicted model, not a curated record